Molecule: messenger RNA, 645 nt
Organism: Chrysochloris asiatica (Cape golden mole)
Lineage: Eukaryota; Metazoa; Chordata; Mammalia; Afrosoricida; Chrysochloridae
Product: hemK methyltransferase family member 2-like
Exons: 6
Coding region: 1-645 (214 amino acids)
Biological process (GO): methylation
Cellular component (GO): eRF1 methyltransferase complex
Molecular function (GO): protein methyltransferase activity; nucleic acid binding; S-adenosylmethionine-dependent methyltransferase activity
Source: RefSeq, a predicted model, not a curated record
AUGGCGGCGCUGAGCUGUCCAACCCCGCUGUACGGGCACGUGAGACGCGGAGACUUUAGUGAGGUGUACGAGCCAGCGGAGGAUACGUUCCUGCUGCUGGACGCGCUCGAGGCGGCAGCAGCCGAGCUUGCUGGAGUGGAAAUAUGCCUUGAAGUAGGGUCAGGGUCUGGUGUGGUAUCUGCAUUCCUCGCAUCAAUGAUAGGUCCUCAGGCAUUGUAUAUAUGCACUGAUAUCAACCCUAAGGCAGCAGCUUGCACUCUGGAGACAGCACGCUGUAACAAAGUUCAUAUUCAACCUGUGAUUACGGAUUUGGUUAAAGGUUUGCUACCAAGAUUGAAGGAAAAAGUUGAUCUUCUGGUGUUUAAUCCUCCCUACGUAGUGACUCCACCUGAAGAGGUGGGAAGUCAUGGAAUAGAGGCAGCUUGGGCAGGUGGCAGAAAUGGUCGUGAAGUUAUGGAUAGAUUCUUCCCACUGGCUGCAGAUCUGCUUUCAUCGAGAGGAUUAUUCUAUCUUGUUACCAUUAAAGAAAACAAUCCAGAAGACAUUUUGAAAACAAUGAAGACUGAAGGUCUACAAGGCACCACUGCACUUUCCAGGCAAGCAGGCCAAGAAAUCCUUUCAGUCCUCAAGUUCAUAAAGUCCUGA